Messenger RNA from Henningerozyma blattae CBS 6284, 363 nucleotides. RefSeq names its product 60S ribosomal protein uL29. Bases 1 to 363 code for a protein of 120 amino acids. Gene Ontology annotation, cellular component: cytosolic large ribosomal subunit; ribosome. Lineage: Eukaryota; Fungi; Ascomycota; Saccharomycetes; Saccharomycetales; Saccharomycetaceae. Gene Ontology annotation, biological process: maturation of LSU-rRNA from tricistronic rRNA transcript (SSU-rRNA, 5.8S rRNA, LSU-rRNA); translation. Gene Ontology annotation, molecular function: mRNA binding; structural constituent of ribosome. The record is from RefSeq and is a predicted model, not a curated record. The transcript is spliced from 2 exons.
AUGGCCGGUGUCAAAGCUUACGAAUUAAGAACUAAGUCCAAGGAACAAUUGGCUACUCAAUUAGUCGAUUUGAAAAAAGAAUUGGCUGAAUUGAAGGUCCAAAAGUUAUCUAGACCUUCUUUACCAAAGAUUAAGACUGUUAGAAAGGACAUUGCCCGUGUCUUAACUGUCAUUACUCAACAACAAAGACAAGCUGUCAGAGACUUAUACAAGGGUAAGAAAUACCAACCAAAGGAUUUGAGAGCCAAGAAGACCAGAGCUUUAAGAAGAGCUUUGACCAAACAUGAAGCUUCUCAAGUUACUUUGAAACAAAGAAAGAAGCAAAUUGCUUUCCCACAAAGAAAGUACGCUAUUAAGGCUUAA